This is a messenger RNA of Papilio machaon (common yellow swallowtail), 651 nucleotides long. RefSeq lists its product as uncharacterized. NCBI's taxonomy places the organism in Eukaryota, Metazoa, Arthropoda, Insecta, Lepidoptera, Papilionidae. The transcript has 3 exons. The coding region runs from base 103 to 651 and encodes 182 amino acids. The record is from RefSeq and is a predicted model, not a curated record.
CGGCUGAAUCGAUUUGACUGAAAAUUGGAGGCAUGGCGAGGUGAUGGUAGGAGGUCUUCAGGAGACACAACCAAGGCUGCACAUAUUCAUGCCAAAAGACACAUGGCACAAAACGAAAACGAAGUUAAACGAAGGACAACCACUCAAAGGUCCAGAGAGUUAAGAAAGAAACCGUCGGGUCACCUAAAGCCGCUAGAAGAAGAUGACAUUGAGAACGAUGAGGUUGUGUCAGUCGCUAUCGGACCUCCCGCUAUACGACCCAAAUAUGAAAAACCAACGUGGAAGCAAACCCCACGUUCUGUAGGAAACAAUACAAGCAACUCGUCAGCUACAAGACUUGUUAAAGAGGUCCUUGUACAACUAGGACGGGAAUUUUUAACUCAUCAGGUCAACGAAGAUUUCGUAUUUGGACAAUACGUAGGUAACGCAAUGAGGAAUUUGAGAAGUGAUCUCCGUUUACGAAUGCAGCAUGAAGUCUUAGAUCUGGUGGUGAAAUAUCAGAAAAUAAAUCGUGGUGAAACCUUGACUGAUCAUUUGAAUGAUGAAAGAUCAGGAAUUAAGGAAAGUAAGUUAGAAAAAAAGUCGUCUUGUGCCAAUGAUACUGAUGAUAUAUGGCCAGAUUUCCCCAACUUUGCGAAGAUUGUUGGUUAA